Messenger RNA from Acanthoscelides obtectus, 1980 nucleotides. The record is from the annotation of a GenBank genome assembly. NCBI's taxonomy places the organism in Eukaryota, Metazoa, Arthropoda, Insecta, Coleoptera, Chrysomelidae.
AAUCUAUUCAAACAUAUAAGUAAGCCCGAAAUUUCAAAGUUUUCGUCAGUUACCUAAACAUUUAACCGACUUUGUAUCCUCCUCUUUAUUGCUUUACAUUGGCAGAUUGAUUUUUCUAAGGUCAAUGAGCUUAACAAAAUGCAUUUCAAUACUGUUAAAACCGUUCUGACUACCGCAUAUUAUUCGAAGUUUAAUAAAAAAAACAGCCAAGUCAUGUUGAUUCAGGAGAAUAUAUUUAUCUAAACUACAGUUUCUCAGAACUAGUUUUAAUUCUAAUUAUAAAGAAUUGAGGUUAUGUUCGGCGACUAGAUCUUGUAAUUGGUGGUCAGUUCUAUUUUGUCUGAUAAAAAGAAAGUUUAUAAACAUAUUACUCAUGCUAUGCUUCAAGAUUACUGUUUUAUCGCAAUAUGAGUAAUCAAGACUGGAAAAUAAAAAUUUAAUACGCGAAUAUAAUAAGUCGUGUUAAAAAUAAAUUAAUUAGUGGCAUAGUGCUUAUAAAGCCGGUUCAAUAAUCACAUCACAGUAAUUUCGCGUCGCAAAAAUGCUUUUGAAAACCGUAUUAUUGUUCAGCUUUUUAAUAGCUUUUACCGCAGCGAAUCAUGAGAGAAAAUACGGUAAAUGUAGUUUUUUGGAAAAGAUUGUCAAAGGUGAGACUGGCUGUCGUUAUAAUCCAGAUGAAUUCUUAGAUGUGCCGCAAAUAAUAGCGAGGCACGGGUACAGAUCAGAAACCCACGUUGUGGUUACCGAAGACGGGUACUUGCUCAGAAUACACCGAAUACCAUCAAAGAAAAAUGGCGCUCAGCCGGUCUUUUUGCAACACGGAUUGCUUGGAAGCAGUGCAGACUGGAUUGUCAACGGAAAUAAUUCUUUAGCAUUUCUUUUGGCAGACUAUGGAUACGACGUCUGGUUAGGAAAUGCGAGAGGCAAUACGUAUUCCAAAGGACAUGUAUCGCUUCCAGUUGACAGUCCACAGUACUGGAACUUUAGUUUUCACGAAAUGGGAACCCAUGAUCUACCAGCAGUCCUGUACUACGUCACAAAUACCACCGACCAACCAGGGCAAGUGAUCUAUAUCGGCCACUCGAUGGGUACCACCAUGUUCUUCAUUUUUUCUUCACUUCUUCCCCAGGCAGCGAAGAAUGUCAAACUAAUGAUCGCCUUAGCACCUGUUGCGUACAUGACGCAUAUCAAGAGUCCCAUAAGAUAUUUCGCGCCUUUUUCGUACGAUAUCGAGUGGAUUGCAGAACAUUUUGGUUUCAACCAAUUUCUACCCAGCAACAAAGUACUGAAAUUCCUCGAGUACGACUGUGAACUUUUCAAAAUAGAUAGCGCAAUUUGCGAGAACCUGAUAUUCACUUUAUGUGGAUUUGAUAAACAAGAAUUCAAUGAGGAAAUAUUAGAUGUAGUGCUGAGCCACGAACCAGCAGGAACAUCAACAAAAACUGUUGUUCACUAUGCUCAAGAAAUUCGUAACGAAGGCAAUUUUCAACAAUUUGACUAUGGUGCUAAGGGGAAUAUGAUCCAGUAUGGGACUAAAACACCGCCAUUUUACAAUAUCAGCAACAUCAAGAGACCUAUUUAUAUGAUGUACGGACCCAACGAUUGGUUGGCAAACAUUAUUGACAUAAGAAGACUUGCCGCCAAUAUCACAACCUUAGUUGAUGUGUACAAAGUACAACUCGACUCAUUCAACCAUGUCGACUUCAUAUUUGGAAAAGAUGCUGAAAAGCUAGUUUAUAAGCCAAUACUCAAAGUUAUGAAAAAUUUUACUCAAUACUGAUAAUAUUUAAUAAUAGUGUUUGAAAAUGUACCAGUGAUGGGAAGCAAAUAUUUAAAAUAAUGUGUAAUGUGAUCUGUAUGAUCAUGACCUUUUCACAGCCCAAAACGAAGAAUAUAUUUGUUGUGAUAUAUGUAUACAGUUAAUAAAUUUAAUGGUUUACAUAUAUUUGAGAUGAAUAAAAAAUGAUUUAUUUUAUCACA